Molecule: messenger RNA, 2466 nt
Organism: Actinia tenebrosa (Australian red waratah sea anemone)
Lineage: Eukaryota; Metazoa; Cnidaria; Anthozoa; Actiniaria; Actiniidae
Product: potassium channel, subfamily K, member 16
Biological process (GO): potassium ion transmembrane transport; stabilization of membrane potential
Cellular component (GO): plasma membrane
Molecular function (GO): outward rectifier potassium channel activity; potassium ion leak channel activity
Source: RefSeq, a predicted model, not a curated record
CAUUAUAAUAUUGUAUUCAACCGUGGAACCACUCUAUACUAAAAACAUAAGCAACACAAAACUUCAGUACUACACGCGUAAAUUCUGUAGUUGAUUUACUCUUGAUUUCUCCGUGGGAAAUGCAUAGUUCGAUUAUCUCCUUUUACAUCGAUGCCGACCCUUUGAAAAUACAUCGAGAUUCUUGAGUUCAAUACACGGUUCAAGUUUGCACAAAGAAACUGACAAAGCGACAAUCAUGCCCUCGUUCAAGAAGAUUAAUGAACAAGAAGAAGAAGCCGAAAAAAUUCUACAAGAAAAGCCAGACUCUGAGAAAACUAAAUCAAGUUUUAACCCAACAAAAAUAGGGCAAUCUCUACGAAAAAUAAAUCCGAAGAAACACUACCAAAAACAUGUUCACAAACGCCUCAAAGGAUCGAUGAAGUGGAUGUUAUGGAUUACAAAGAAGGUUCAAAGCCGUGGAGCUGCUUUCCCUCUGUUCUUGGUUUUGGUAAACACUUUGUAUCUCGUUCUUGGGGGAUUACUUUUUAUGCUUUUGGAAAAACAGCCUCCAGUUAAAAUCAACCCUUCAAACGAACUAGCAGAAAUCUUCAAUAUACUCAAGAAUUCUAAUGUGGGGAGUCAAGCUUUACCUGACUUUAAAUCUGGGAGUGCCAUGGUCAGUAACCUCACCUCCUCUGAUAUCGAUCGAUUUGAAAAUGUCCUUGAACGAAUAAACAGCGAAAGAGUGGCUGCAUCUAAGCCUGAAUGGACUGUUCUUAAUUCUAUCUUUUUUUGUAUGACAGUAACGACUACUAUAGGCUAUGGUCAUCUUGCACCUGUGACAACCUUUGGUCGGAUGAUUUGCGUGAUAUAUGCCCUUUUAGGAAUCCCAUUGACGUUAGCUCUCAUGGCUGUUAUUGGUAAACUCGUUGGGGACUCCAUAAACCACGCAUGCUCACUAUUCCUAAAGUGGUUACAACGCUUGUAUCCAAAAUACGAAUAUGAAAGCAAUAAUCCAGACAAUGAAGAUGGAGAGAUAGACGCACCUUUAUGGCUUGGUUUACUUAUACUCUUUCUCUUUACUGCCAUCACCGCUGCUCUUCAUUGCUGGAUGGAAGGCUGGGACUUUGGUACUGCCUUCUACUUCCAGUAUGUCACUUAUCUGACCAUAGGUUUUGGAGAUGUUGUACCAGAUAAGCCGAAAUUCGUGUUUAUCGAUAUUUUCUUGACAUUCCUUGGUCUGGCCGUAUUGUCCGUAACUCUUAGUCUUAUCGCUUCCAACCUUCAUCAUCAAAUGCAGAAAACUUCAUUUCUGGAGAAUCUGAUGGAAGAUGAGCUUAGUGACGCGUCAUCUGUCACGUCAGACCAAGACAUUGAAAAUAACGGUAAAAAUGGAAAACGAAAGAAAGAAGAAGAGUCGGCAGGUAUUACAAGUAGUGACUCAAGUGGAGGGAAGUCUUAUGGAACUACGCAACCGUGAGGAGUCGGGAAUGGCGAAAAAUUAAUAGUUCAAAGCUUGCAUUACAAUCAAAAAAUUAAAAAAUGAUUGGCAAAAUGAAAAGGAAAGAAGGAAGAAAAAAAGUAAAAGGAAAGGAUAGAAAAGAAUAGAGAAAAAUAUAACAAAAUAGAAGCACAAGAAGAGAAAUGAAAUGAAAUGAAAUGAAAUAAGAAUUCAUGAAUAAAUGGAAAAAAGGAGGUCUUGAAAAAACAAGCUAGGAAUAUUUCCAGAGGAUAAGUAAAUGUCAAUUUUUAAUGAGAAAUAUUUUUUGCUUGAAAUGCAUGCUGUUUUCAGAAAUAAACUUGCGAUUAUUUUACGUUCAUGGGGAGGCGAUGGCGAGCAUCACGUGAUAGUUACAAGGUUGCUUAGUAACCAAAAAACGGUUAUUAAUGAAAAGCACGACAAAAUGUAUAGGAAUAAAUAAUAUGGUGUUACUCUACUAAUCAUAAAAAAUUAUGACGCUAGCUGAAGGAUAAAACCUUUUCGGUAAUCAUUGGUAAUGUCACUAAGAGCCUCGCAAUCAUGCUAAAGACGCGAGGUUACAUUUAUGAAAUAAUUCAACUCGACUGUUUUACAGUCUCCCUCUCGGCUAUCAAUUCAGCGGGAGACUGUGAAAAAGUCUAUCAAUGGAUUUCGUCACGUAUGAAGAGUCGCCUUGUGGAAUGGUGGAUAGAGUGAAAAUGUAUUUUCUAUUGUUAUGUUGAGGCCUUUUCAUGAAUUUAGACAGAAAUUAGGUUGAAAAUAAUUUACGUUCGUUUGAGCACAGCGAAUUAGAACUUAAGAACUAUAUCCCCCUUGGAAGAUAUUCCAUUCUCCCCCGCUGAUUUCCAAAAUGGCUUCUCUUAGAAAUUUUGAAGACCUCUGACUUUUUAUAGUCGACUGAAUAUAUCUGAAACACUUUUUCAGUUUUCCACUGAUAUGAGGUAAAACCACUUAUUAUAUAAUUACCAAUGAAAUAUCUAUUUUUCUCUAUUUCGAAAAAUUGAUAU